AUCUAUCACCAUGGGAGAUAUUCAAGAAGGUGCUAAUGUUUUUAGACCUCCACUAUUUUUGUGGCCAUGAUUAUACUUUUUGGAAGUGUCGAAUGAGAGCCUUUCUCAAGUCUCUUGGUGGACAGGUUUGGAGAAGCAUAGAGGUUGGAUGGUCAGCUCCUACUAUGAUGAAUGCUGAUGGAGAACUAAUUCAGAAACCUUAUGAAAGAUUUAGCAAGAAAGAAAAGGAUGCUGCAGAAUCGAAUGAUCAGGCUUUGAAUGCAAUCUUUGGAGCGGUUGACAGAAAUCAAGAGUUGACAAAUGAAGCCGAAAGGCUUGGUGAACCAAUUACAGAAAACAAACUGGUGUUGAAAGUGCUACGUUCUCUUCCAGAAAAAUACUCCAUGGAUGUCAAAGCUAUUAGACAAACACAAUCUCUCAAUGCUAUGUCUCUUGAUGAACUGAUGGGGAACUUAGAAACCAUUGAGUUGGAGAUGCAUGAAGAUCUACGACGUAAAAAGCAGCAUGUCAUCCUUGUUGAAAAAGAGAAGCAGUGUGUUAAAGACAGUGCUGGAACAUGCUGUGCUUUUCCAACUUUCCAUAGUGUUGACGGUGACUCUGAUAGUGACGUGGAACCAAAGGAGAUGCUUGUAAUUGUUGAAGAAAAAUUUCAAGAGUCUCUACGGGUCAACAAGAAAAAAUGUUUGGAAAAUGAUAGCCUCAAACGUGAACUUGCUGAAUCAAAAUGCGAUGUGGAACAACUAAUCAAAGAGUUACAGAGAUAUAAAGGUAAAGUUACAACAGAGGAUGAUACAGAAGAUGACAUAGAGGCUGACACAGCAGAAGAGCUAGCUAUUCUCCAAAGGAAGUGGGGAGAACUUGUUCAAGCCAACCAUAAAACUGUCCUGGAGAAUCAUCAGCUUGUUGCCGAGCGCAAUAGACUAAAGGAGAGUAUUUCAGAACUAGAAAAGAAGAUUGAAGACUUAGAAGGGAAACAAUCAGAUCUCAAGUAUGAAUUAAAUCAACUCAAAAACUUUCACAAGUGGAUGAGAAGUGCUGGAGCAAAAGCUAUUGAGGAACAAGUGAACGUUUCAAAAUUUUAUGGAGACAAGACGGGUCUCGGAUUUUCAGGUUCCGAAAGUAAUAAGACCCCACUUGACUUGUUUGUUGAUCGAAGAAAGGAAAUUGCUCAAAAAGUCCCACAAGGAAGGAAAACAGAAGCUGCUGCAUCUGCUGGAACAUCUUCUGCCAAACUCGCUGAAGCAUCUCAUGAAGCUUCUGCUGGGACAAUUUAUGCAGCACCCUAUGCAAAAAGGCAAAGAGUUGUGACACAAUCUAGUAUGAGAAGACACAAGGAUCAUUAUGCUAAACCUAAAAGAUUGUUACUUUUUCAGAUGCAUCUUCAGAGGGGGAGUCGCUCAAGUGUGGCAAAGGUUGAUGUGACAAAGUCUAGGUCUAUUUUUAUGUUCAUUAUUGUAAUGCUCAAGCUCGCUUGAAUGUUACUCUUCUCUUUUUGCCCAAAUAUUCUUAAUAAAACCUUUGGCAUUUUUUAUGCAAAAAAGGGGGGAGAAGAGGUUCAAAACAGCUGAGAUUCGUUUUUGUCAAAAAAUUGCCAAAGGGGGAGAUUGUUAGUUCCAUAUUGUGUUGGCAUUAUUUUUUGACAAACGAAUAGAUUUACCUAGAAUUA
Molecule: messenger RNA, 1666 nt
Organism: Cuscuta campestris
Lineage: Eukaryota; Viridiplantae; Streptophyta; Magnoliopsida; Solanales; Convolvulaceae
Source: the annotation of a GenBank genome assembly